AUGUCAUUAAUGAUGAACGGACUUUUAGGUGCCGCCUCGGGAUUUGGCCUUGCAUGUGUCAACAAAUUUGUUGAAGAGGGGGCGCAAGUGGUCGCCGCGGACAUGAAUGAAGCUGGAUUAGCUGCUGCAUACCAUUCUGCUCCGAACAGCCAUAUUACAAUCGUUACCGCAAAUGUUACUGUACAAGCGGAUUGGGAGAAGCUAGUCGAGCUAGCGGUGUCUAAGUUUGGCGGACUCGAUAUUCUUGUUAAUAAUGCUGGCACAUCUUAUAAGAAUAAGCCUACGCUGGAAGUGACUGAGGCCGAGUUCGAUAAAGUCAUGUCUGUCAAUGUCAAGAGCAUAUACUUGAGCAUUCUAUCUACCUUACCUGUACUCAAAGAAAGAGGCGGAGGAUCAAUUAUCAAUAUCUCCAGCAUAGGAGCGAUGAGACCACGCCCGGGAUUGGUUUGGUACAACGCGUCGAAGAGCGCAGUGGCAAAUGCUACAAAAGGACUCGCCGCCGAGUUUGGCAAGGACCAGAUCCGCAUAAAUGCUCUGUGCCCACUACUUUCAGGGACUGGUCUUUUCGAACAAUUUGUUGGGGUGCCUUAUAACGAGGAGAAUAUAAACAACUUUCUAUCUAAUGUGCCCUUAGGCAGGCUGACUGAUCCAACAGACAUCGCCAAUAUCGCAGCAUAUCUGGCGAGUGACGAAGGCAAAUUUAUCACGGGUGUCAAUUGGGAGAUUGACGGCGGCCGAUCCGUAGGUGCGUAG
Molecule: messenger RNA, 753 nt
Organism: Exophiala bonariae
Lineage: Eukaryota; Fungi; Ascomycota; Eurotiomycetes; Chaetothyriales; Herpotrichiellaceae
Exons: 2
Coding region: 1-753 (250 amino acids)
Source: RefSeq, a predicted model, not a curated record